AUGUCCGCGGGUACGGCAGCCAGCUACUUACAGGACCAAGGGGGAAACUGGAUGCAGUCCAGAAACUCCGCUUUUCACGCAAGAAACUCUGAGGUGUCUUCUUUCCACGCGGGCUCGGUUGUCGACUCAGCAAGCAGCGACAGCAGGACACACAAAGUCGCUGCGUCCGCUGGCCCCCCCCAGAUUGGCAGCGACGCUGAACGGUCUGGACCUACGGAAAACGCAGAAGUCCCCUUUGACUCUUCUUGCGCGUGCUCCGCUGCCGGUUCCGCCAGUGCGUUCAGAACAGAAAUGCACGGGGAAACACCCGAGAAACCUGAAGUCCACUGUGUACCCGACACACGCAUCUACGUUGAAGACAAAAAGCUUGCAGUACCUUCAGCGUUUGUGCCGGGGUACCUCCGACCAGUGCCCACACCAGUAAACAACACUGUGCUUUCGCCAUCUUCUCUUGAUUCUGUCUCUCCUUCUUUCCACUCUUCUGUCGCCUCGGCGUUGCGGUCGCUUUCGGCAGCUGGCGAAGGCGUCCAACCUUCUUGCCGAUCCCCAGGUGAAGGCCAGGCAACUUCCAAGAGCACAAACGCCGAGUCUGGGAGUCUACCGGCAAACACGGAGACAGCGCGACAAGAAGAGAAAAACAAGGACCUGUUCCAAGCGAGUCCUUCGACUAAUGAAACAGGACAGGAAAGUCAUUCUCGAGCCCCAGGACAUGCAGCGACCUCCUCCGGUAAACUGCGACUCCAUGCACGUUCACCAGACGCCCCUGGCGAGCCAGAUGGGCUCUCAGAGGCCGUUGGAAGUCACUGCUUCCCUUCUGUCGGUGACUACGCUCUGCUCUCCGAAAAUCCAAAAGUCAGCUGGACAGGAAACCGCAACGAGCAUGCGUACGUCGAGAGGCGCUCAGCCUUCCACUCCUCCUCCUCCAUGGGGUGUCUCGUCACGAUGGCCGCACCCUGCACAUCGUCGGCGGAGGCAUCAUCAGCAUCACCUUUUAAAAAGUACCUUCUUCCCGAUAGUUCACUGAAGCUUGCAGAGCACUCGAUCCCCUCAGACAGUCGGUAUGAGAACUUGGAGGCAAAUCGUUUCCUGUGGGAUUUGUCGGCGAAACCCGGUGCCGUUUCUGAGGAUACGGAGAAGCACCGUUCUGUACAGGCAGCGGACAGCGAUGAAAAGCCAAACGCCGCCAGCUGCCGUUGUGUUUCUCCGUCAGACUCUCUGUCCGUUUCGAGGCAUUCGAUUUUGGAGACGGUUCCCGACCUCAACAGCACCUGUGGCCUCCCAGACGACGACACAGGCGUUGGUGGAAUACCGCGCCAACAUAUGGUCUACUCCGGUGGAUUACAGUUAUCUCUGAGGUCGCCUCUCUCUCUCGAAGAUGCUUCCGACGAGGAUCGAACAAGCUUCGCCUUCCACAACUUUUCUUCUCCGUCGCUACACACCCCUUCCAACAAGACAGACGGCAGCCUCUGGAACCACUUGGGGUGUUCCUCCACGCCUUGUUCUUCCAACGGCAGCAAAGCCGAGGAAGCGACUCUCUCAGGAGGGAUGUCGAAGGCGAAGGAGGCGCGACAGCCGCUUUUCUUUGGCGCCUCUCAGGAGACAAGGUUUCUCAGGGCAGGCGCCCUGUCCCUGGAGGACACCGACUGCUCGGGGACUGCAGACAACGGAAUCUUGUCUGGGGAAGAGAGUGAGGGAGCCAGCACGAGUACGCACUACUACUCGGCCUGUGAACUGUCUCACAGCCUGUCUCGCGACGCAGUGAGGAUAAGGGACAUUUUCAGCGAAGAAGUCGGGGAAUUCCUCCAAGGGAAAAACCACUUCGAGUUCUGCUCACCUUCAGCUCGUGACCGGAAACACACCCUCUCUCCUAUCUUGUCUUCGAGGAAGACCGAUGCCUUCAGCUUAUCGCGGUGCCUGACACACCACGUGGAGUCGGACCCAGUCGAAAAUGGCGCCUCUGCCAGGGACAGAGGAACUUGCUUCUUCGGCGUUGUUUGCUCCUGUCUCUCGUUCUGCAAGACGCACCGCCUUUCGCGCGCGCCUGUCGUCAACCCUGUCUCUUGUUCAACAGUUUCUGGCGCUUGUGACUCGCCUUGUCUCUCACAGUCGAGCCACGAACCGCAGUCGAGCGGCGGCGACCGGACAGCAACCACGCAUGCAGCGAUCCAAAAAUCCUGCUCUUCGCUGGGCAGCGUAGGAGAGCCAGCGGCGUCUGACUCAGCCUCUUCCAGCCCCGUCUCUCACCAUGAGGGGCUUCAGCGCUAUCAGGUUUCCUGUCCCCACUGUUCUUCCUCGCCUCACGCGUCUCCGUUUGACUUCCUGGGGUCGUCCGCUUUCACAGCCAUACACGAAGAGGAAACAUGUCUCGAAUUUCCAAGUGCGUCUAUAUGCAUGGACAGCUUCCACCUUCCACCCUGCUCGCUUCUCUCUCUGACCGACUCGAGUCUUUUGCGCCCGUGGAAAUCCCUCAACACUGUCUCCGGGCGUCCUUGUUCCUCUUCUUGUUCUUUGCCUGUGGCGCCUUUGGAAGAAAGCAGGGCAUCCGUCUUUCUACCUGGUGGCACCUGCGAUGUCACAAGCCUUAAGGGGGAUUCUUACUCGGCUGGCGCACAGAGUCUCCCCACAAGAAACGCACUCUCUGUGUUCUCUCCAGAAAGGCAAGAGCGAAUCAAACCUGGAGAGUCCGAAGGCUUCCAUGCAUUCACUUCAGCAGUGACUUUCCUCCCGAGUUUCGCCGAGAGAGAGCGGCCGUCAUUCGAGGACAGCCAACCAGUUUGCGUCGAAGACGAGAGGCGACAGAACACGGGGAGACUCGCCAGAGCGGCAAACGGGAAAAGCCAGAACGAAUGGAUUCCUGGGGGAAGUGGAAUGGACGAGUCUGGACAACAGUGGACGGCUUCUCCGUUGGCCAGAGUUCACCCGGACAUGUCUUCGCAGGUAGAGGAAAACGGACAGCCGCAAAGCACAAAGAGAGCAACAGACGCAAGCCCCCGAGAGCCCCGAGGGAACGGUGGCAGCCCUCAUACCCGACAGGACAGCACAGAAUGUGAAAGUCGCGAAACGACGAACACAGACAUCUCGGGGACCCCAAAUGAGGGCCAACGAGAGACCUGUUCAAUCUAUGCACAUGCUUCCGUCCAAGAACUACCAGCGACGGAGCUCCAGGCGACCAAACAGGAACGCGUAGGCACCGAAUUCCAUCUCAGUUCAGCGAACAGAAGAACACCUCAGGACGAGAAGGAGGUACACAAGUGGGUACACGGCGAAGCAGAACAAGAUCUGAAGACGCGCCUGCAGUUAGAAACCCACCACGAAGAGCAACGGAUGGAGUCCCCGGCGCGACCCUCGACUGCGUCGGUCGCCGGUUUGUUCUGCGUCGAUGGAGCUCUGGAGUCUCCUCUGCUUCAUCCUCUGCCGCCUUCGUGUCUAAACCGAAACACUUUGGCUGCUGACAAUGGCGCUCACGCUGACGGCUUCCCCAUCGUCCCUCUACCCUUCUUGGUCUAUCACGUAAAUGCCUCUCCGGAACGAGCGAGAGCCGCAAGCGCCUCUGUCUGUUUAGAAGCUAACGCCGGUACUACAACCAGUGCCAUCCCUUCGUCGUGGCAUCGCGAGGUUUCUCGCACCUCGGCGGCUUCGUCCUCUUUGCCUUUGUCCGUGGUUGGCGACUCCAAGGUGGAUCCCCAUGCUGUGUCUCCGAGUGGGACGAAGGGGUGCUGGCCGCCUCAUUGUCGCCUCGAAAUGGAUGCCUGCAGAGUUCCAGCGUCGUGUUCUCCGGCACGAGAAAGAAGGCCGUCUGCAGCCCCGCGUCGAUCCCGUACCGGCUCUGAAGGCGUAGCUGGUGCGCUGCUUCCUCUGGACGGCGCUUGCGUCGUCGCUCUCAGGGAAGCAGAGCAGCCGUCGGCAAGAAAACAUCAGGAAGCCUUGAUUUUUCCAGAUGCUGAGGAAACGCAGAAGGUCGCCUCAGACUCGCAAUCUCCGAUCGCCUCAGCGGCCCCCUCAGAAACUGUCGGCGGCUCCGCCUCGCAGAGUUCGGGUCCUAGGACGCUAAAAGAAGGCGAAAGGAAAUUCCACUCCAGCAGCGAUGAAGCACGUCAGCUCGGUUGUUCUGCGGAAGCGGCAAGCGGCUGUCUGUCCCUUCUGCCCCUGACACCGUCUCAGAAAACAUGUCUUGAGUCUGCGUCAGCUCUAGGCGAGACUCGGUCGCGGAAUGGAAGUGAUGGCAAACUAGCUGAGGAGUCCUGUGUCCCAGCCGGGGGUGAGGCUGCCGCCCCUUGUAUGGGUCCCAGCCCUGUCAUGCCUCUCACAACCUGUUCCCCGCCUCCGAGCUCGUACCCUCCAGGGCACAGUACCCUCCCACGACUGUGUCUGUCGUCCUCCGAUCCUUCCCGGGGUUCCAUCACCUCGACGAGCGCGAGGUCCACAACAGAGGCUUCGACUCCUGGCCUUCGAUCCGCUCUGCACGAACCUAUGCAAAGCGUGGAGCUCGCCCCGCAUCCCUCGCGAGAGAGUCCUCGUUUCGAGGCUCCUGCGGAUCUACGAGCUUCGUCACAGGCUAAGAAGCACAGUCUUGUUUGCGAUGUGGACCCUGUCGAGCGUACCGUCCCCACGCCUCCUAGCAUGCUGUCGGAUGCGCACGACUCUCGCAGCCACCCUCCCGCUGCACCUCUUUCAGAGCCCCCGCAAUCGGAAGGCCCUAUAGUCUCUUCACAUGCCGACUUGGACUCUUGGACUCUCACUCCGGUUGCUGGGUGUCAAAUGGCAGCAGAGGUAGAAUCCAUCGACCAAGCCCAGGCUCAGGCACCCUUCCAUGCAUGCAGUUCGAGCCCCUUCGAGUAUAGUACAAGGUCAGCGAACACCUUAGUGCCCUGCAGCAGUGCGAGGGAGUUUUACGGUUCGCGGGCUCCACUGACGCCUGCUGGGGCCUCGUGUCCGCAACUUCCUCCCAGCUCGGCCCCUGGGCUGUCUGCGACUCCAAGCGUCGAGGGGAGUCAGUUCCGACACCUUGUCCCCUCGCCGCAGAUGUUUUCUGGUCUCGCUGUGCCUUCGGCUUCGGCAUCCGUUUCCCUUGCGGGAUGUUCGACUGCGCUGCCGUCGGCCGAUCGUUGCCUGGCCCCCGCCAGCUUUGGGGCGCGCGGAGAGGCUGUCCCGGUGUUUCCUGCAAUUCGACCAGGUCUCGCCCAAGCCGGGUUGGAGGCUGUGGGGUCCUCGCCGCGUCGCACCGGGGGACCUCGAGACGAGGUGCCCGCCAUCUGGGAGUCUACCAGUUUCUCGGGGACUUCUACGGCCUCGGGGGCGCCAGGCAUCAGACCUGUAGCGUUUCGUCCUGUUUUCCCCUCUGCACCCAACAUGGCGGUGGGUGCCCGGCGCAGCGGAGCUGAGGUGCUGCCGCCCAGGCCUUCCAGGUCUCAGUCUGCGCCUUCUCUCUGUCCUGGGUCCCUGCUCACGUCGCGCUCAUGCCCAGACUUAGCGCCUUCUCUCUGUGCUCCACCGGCUUCCUUUGGGGCUUCUGCGCCGUCGCCCGCCUCCGUGAAUUCCUGUCGCAUGUCACCACCCAGAGUCUACCACGUCGUCAUGUGCACGCGGCGCUACUGGCGAGUCGAGUGGGUCAGCCCAGACACCGGCCGUCGGGUGUACAAACACUUUGGAGAGAACAAGUACGGCGGCGGAGAACAAGCGCGCGAGGUCGCCAUGAAAUUCUGGGACGAAGUUCGCAGACGUUCCGUCGAUGGCGUGAUGCGCGGCGAGUGGGCUGGACUCCAGGAGGUGACGCGACGCGUCCGAGAGGAAGGUGUGGACCGAAUUCUCCACGAGGUCGCAAGUGGAGGAGGCGGUGCCGACUCCGAGGCCUCCCUGCAGGACUCAGUCCCCAAACCGGUUGCCUCGCAGCUUAACCCAGCCCCGAGAGAGGGUCCAGCAUGCCAAGAACCCCGGCAAAGUGAAAGCGAAGGCUUCUAUGGACAUCAGGCAGCAGAGGCGCCAGCACUCAGCGAUCAUCAGGAGUCCCCGGGCCACCGAAGCGUUCGCGGGCCUUCUCGCGAAGUCGCCAAAGUGCCGGAACCUCCAGGCCGCUCGUCGGUCCAGGGACCGUUGCGGGAGGCGCAUGGGGACAGCGCGGUCGGCCAGGCGGCUGCCAGAGCGCAAACGGCUCCCACGGACAUGCCGCUUCAGGCCUACAGCCGUCUUAAGACAAGAGACUCCAAUCGUGUGCCUGUGCCCAAAGACCAGGUCGGUUGCGUUCUGCCAGCGAGCCAGUCCCCGGGCUCAAAAGCCCCCGCAGCGUCGUCCUCUCACUCUGGCGCAAGUUGGGAUGGUCCACGCGUGCCACAGAAACCGAUUGACUGUGUGGAAGCGUCUUCUGUCCUUCGCGACGCUCACUGCGAUGGAGGCUUUCCUGGAUAUCCGAGAAACCUUCAGAGCCCAAGAGACGAACCCGCCGGUGGCGAAACACAGACAGGUCUCGUCGGCGGGAGACUGUCUGAAACGCUUGAGCCGCGUUCGGAAGCUCAUACGCUGCAGGUUCUUCUCUGGGCCUCUAACGCGCAUGCAGCAAGUCGCGGAAAUAUUCAACCGCCGAACACGCACUCGGACAGAGACGUCUCUGUCGAGCGGGAGACAGCAACGGACGGAGACACGCGCGGCGGGACGCAGCCCCAAGACAGAGGUCCAAGAGGCCAGUUUCUUCAUGUAGAGCGAUUGGGGCCUCCGAUGCAGCUGUUGUCGAAGCGUGAAGAUGAAUACACCUCACAGCUUUCUUCUCAGGUUCCGGACGCGCGAGAUACCCACGGCCUGAAAACGGAAGCGAGUCCAUCAGCCAUGGUGGCUGGUGAAAGAAGCGCAGACAGCGCUGAACGAGAAGGGAUAGAGAAGGGGGAAGCAAAUGCCAAUCUGUCAGGGCGCAAACCGGAGUGGAACGUCAAGGAAGCGGAGGAUCACGGCGCGUCCACCGAUUCAGCAACUGCGUGGAGAUUUGGGCUUACCUCGGCGAUUCUAGAACAACCUCCCACCCCGCACCGCAUCAGCGAGGCCUCGGGAGCCGGUAGGGACGGUCAAGAGGCGCUAACACCUGGCAUGACAGCUGAGGGUGAGACGCGUUUGCCGGAGAAGCCGGCCACUGCUUUCCGUGGCACCCUCCAUGAGUCGACAGCUUCUAAAAGGAUCAUGUUGUCGCUUACCUCGUGCAGAUAUGAAAAAAGGAACUCAGAACGUCAGUUGAACACCGAGGAAACAACACACGCCAGUUUUCCACUGCGCUCUAGCGCGGCACUGGGUGCCGAGAAUGCGGGUCGCUCUGAGGUAUUGCCUAGUCAAGGAGACUUAAAGGGAGCAGCAGCAGACGGUGAUUCUCUCUGGGGACCGACAUCCGAACCCGUGGCUAUGUCAGAGGCUGCACAAAGCCUCUGGAGCUCUCAAGAAUCAAAGCAGCUCUCGUGUUCAGACACACCUGAAAUUCAGACGCAAAGCAACCUUCGCUGGAGCCCUGGGAGAGAGCAAGAAUCUGACGCACCCCUGGAAACCGGCACUGAUCCUCGACGUUGUGAUGAGAGAUGCGCGGGACGUACAGGACAGACGCUUGUGCAAGCGUGCGACCUGGACCAAAUUCCUUUGAGGAACAGUGGAUCCUUCGGGUGUGCAGAUCGGGUGGCACAAACGCCAUAUAUUCAGAUUCAGGGAGAACAAGAGAGUUGUUGUGGCGUUGCUCAGAUGGGUCACAGCGGGCCAGGGAAGGAGGCACAGCCAAACAGGCAACAAGAAGGGAGGCCCGAGUGGGGCGAUGAGAAAUUGAGGUGUCAGACGUAUCCGCGUAGCUUGUGCUCUGUUCAGCUGACAGAAGAGCCGAACGCAGAUUUUCAUGCGGACGCCCAUUCCCGGCUCGUUCGGAGACAGGAUAGCCUUCAAGUCCCUUCCUUAUGUCAGGCGACGUUUGCCCAGGAAGAAAACAAGACAGCUACACCAAGGCGCAACAUGGCGUCUGCCACUCGCCGCACCCAUGUGCCGGGCGAGUCUUCAAACGUGGAAGAGAGAGAGCAGACUGAUGUCUCCGGGUCGACACACGCGAUGACCUUUCAUCUCAGUGAAUCGGAGGAACUCAAUCCUGGAUUGGCGCAUGCGGCACACAAAUGGGCCUCUCCAGGUGCUUCCGAAGGUCCGGGGACACCCCAGACUGGAUCGAAGGUCAGGGGGGAUACUCGGCGUCAUUUAACGGUAGUCGGAGGCCAAGGUCUUCCUUUCGAAAGCUUGCUGACUCGCGGAAACGAGCCGGGGGCUUGUCUCCAUCCGUUCGUUCAAUGCGAAUCUAGAGGGACUUCGCUUUGGGGUGGCAGCGUGGCAUUGACUGAGGGAACUCGCUCGGUUUCGCUGAGACAGCAGGACGGCGACAGUUCAACUGACCUGCUUGUGGCCUGUGAGGGAAAGGAAGACAGCUGCGGACAGAGAAAGCAAACUUGUGAAGCGUCCAGCUUUAAACCCUGCGAAGAAUCGGGACCUGGCGCUUCAGGCCAGUUAAUCUUAUCCGAGACUGCUGAUAAUUCGACAGAAGCCAAGCAUGACAGCGACCGGAGUCGGGUGGGUGUGGAGAGUGGCAUGUCCCCGGAAUCGAGCUCUAGGAAACAGCUCGGAAGGGCUCUCUCCUCUGAGUAUUCGUCGCCACACAAGGCUUCCCUAUUUGGGUCUGAACUUUGUCCGUCCACCUGUGACACCACACCAGUCCCUUCAAGUAAAGACAGAGGAUUUCGACCUUCCUCAGCUCCAGGGUCUCCGCUCUCCUCGUUCCUUUCCUCGACGGCUGCGAACUCGCGAGCGACGUCGCCGGGGAGUUGUCGGCAUCCACAGUCCAGAAAUUCCUAUUCGGAUCCGUUCUACCAAAAACAGCUUCCACCUUCGCUUUCUCCGGAUCCCUGUGACCUUCCUCGGGCUCUGCAAGACCCAGCUUUCUCUCAGGCGUUGCUUCAGCUGGCGACGAACACGGCAGUCAAGGGUGAACGCCACUCGGAGAGGAUGCGUGGCGAAGCAUCUCGUCUUGCGGCCUCUCCUCUCGCAUGCCCAGUUGAAUCUCUCCAGGCUCAGGGUGUUGUACAGAAUGCCCCUGAGGCUUUAGUCUCCGCCACUGUCCUGUCUGUGCAGCCGAGCGACCUCGCCGGCCACAGAGGAGCUGCGGGAGGAGUGGCGCCACAUGGGGAAGCCUUGGCUUCGUUUUCCCUCGUGCAGGAAUCAACAGACUGUCCACGUAGCGGUGAGACUGCGACGCGCCGCCAGUCUCAAGAGGUCGACCUUUCGGGGAGACAGUUUGCUGGCACAGUUCCUCCGGCCAUGCCGAUGCUAAUGCAGUCUUUGCUAGAACCGGAGCAGGCGGAUUCCUCUGCGAGCCCUCACAUAGCUUCCGCCAAUGCAGCGAUCAAGAAUGAAGCCCUGAAGGAGCAAGGAGAGAAGGCGAGAAAUUCUACAGGAAAAAUUGAGACCGGCGUGUUGCCUCCGGAUCCUAGAGCUGUAACGCCGUCUGUCGACGUCCAAGGCAUCCACGGGGGCUUUGACCACCCAGCGCGAGGCGAGUCUCCCAUGGGGCCUUCUCUUGGUGCGAGUGAGUGCGGAUCCCGGUCAACUCAUUCGGUUCCUUUCAAGGAUAUGGCGACCGAUCCCCGAUUGGUUUCCUCGACCGGAGCUCCCUCAACUCCGACUGUCGCGCCUCAGACUCCGCUGGCCUUCUCGCGCCUUCCUGACGAUUCUGCGGGACGAGUCAGGGGACCAAGCCGCAACUCCGGGUCGUCGCUCUCAUCGGAGAUGUCUCCGGCCUUCGCGAGGCACUCGCCUUGGCCACAAAAUCUCGCGAGUCCGCCCGCGGUUUCGCCUCGAUCUUCAGCGGCGCUUCAGAACCCCAGUGAGCAUGCGGCCAAAAGGCCCGCCUGGGGGACAGAGGAGGCCAACGCUUCUCCGAAGUACGUGUUACGGGGCGAAGACAGUAUGCUGUCGUCUCCACAGCUUGGGGUACGGGCACAGGCCAGCUUGUGGCCCGCCUCCCUCUCAGGGGCCCCGUCGCCGAGAGGUUUUCAGUUGUCUCUGCAACAAGUCCACACUCGUGAAGCCGCCUCUGGGGUCUCUUCAUCAUUUGAGGCGCUGCCACAACGCCAGACGUCACCUUUCUCGCUUUCUCACGCGGCCCCCGAGUCAGUGUAUUCCUCAGAAGGACUCCCCACGCAGAAUCCGGCACCCGAGUCUUUAGGAGUGCCUUACCAGCAGUACACGCUGCUGCGUUUGAGCAACAAUGAGCUAGAGAAAGGAGAGCAUGCUCCACUCGACAACCCCACGCCCGGCGCGACUUUUAAACACGGACCAGUGCAUGCGACGCCUGUGUGUAACGGGCCUUUUUCAGCUUCGGCCGGGAUCCGGGCAAGCAGCACGGUUUCCUCUGCUCCGAAACCUCCGUUUGCAAGUUCUUCGGGGGCUGCUCGAGGAGGUCAAAGCAGUGGGACGAGCAAUUCGCGACACAGCACGCGAACGCCAGGGCGAAUCUACUCCCUUCUCGUGAGAGGCGUUCGGUGCUGGAGAGCUGAAUGGCAUGAGAAGACCAGUGGCCAGAGAAGGACAAGACAGUACGCGGCUCCGAAACACGGCGAAGAACGCGCUCGGGCCAUGUGCCUCUGGGCCCUCUGUGAAGCCAACUGUGUGCCUGUUCAUUUGAUCAAGGAGGCGCAAGAACGCUUUGGGUACGACCCUCGCAACAGGCCCGUAGCUGACACUGGCGGUGCUAGCCUCCAAGCGGGCCUCAGUGGGGGCGUAAGGCUGGUAGCGGCGCAGGGAGGGGACAGUGACGUCACCAAAAAGCGGAAGCGCGGCCCGCCCACAGUGCCUGGCGCCCACGCGAAAGGAAGCCAAGAAGCUUCUGUGAGUGUUGGAGGUGACACUGAAAGGUACAGAAGGGAGACACCGGGGGCUCAGCUGCGACCCCAAGCGUGGGCAGAAGCCUACGAGAGAAACCUUAGAGAACAUCCGAGAGACCCCGAGACAGAGGACAGCAUGACGUGCGCAGACGGAAAUGCACUGGGAGUCGACCUCGGCUCUCGCCACCGAACUCUUCCAGGAGACGCGGGAAACGUUUAUUUACACGGGCAUUGCCAGGCCACUGACGAGGGGGCGUUCUCCGCCCACCGGGCUGGGGAUCCGCCUGCGGGCGCCAGCCAGAUCCAUUUGUUAAAGGCAGACACUUCAGAGCCGCUAUCCGCAGUUCCGGCACACAGGCCACCGACCCCGUACUGCUUCUCAGACGGCACUGUCACUCAUAAUAGCCAAGCGCCUGAGUACAGACGGAGUUUCGCCGGCACCCCUAACAUGAAAACUACAGGGUCACAACAGAAAGACCCAGAAGCGUUCUACGGAGGACUUUCGGAUUUUAGGCUUUCCAGACCGCGUCCGUUCUCCGAGAGUAGUGGAUUGAAUGAGCAGUCUAGGCAGCCACUGGUUACUCUCGCGAAUUCAGAGAUGUCGGACGGACAAGACUCAAAGCUUUCGGUGGUGAAGGCAACUGCGGACAUCAAGGGGAUCGGAGUGACCGGGCUUCAGAACACCGGAAGCGUUUUCUACGGUGGAGGUACGGGCAGCAAGGGUCUAUUUCAUCCUUCUGACGGGACCGAAUACAAGUCGGUAGACCCUGCUGCUUCACCAACGACGGAUCGGACUGUCUCUGGGUUGCAAACCGUUUCUGUGAGACAAGGACUAAUCACAGGGGGUGGCGCUGCUCUUGAUGGCAAAGCGUUUUCCAAUCUGGCAGACGCGUUGUUACCCAGUGCGGAGACCCCUUCGCGCCUCGGCUGCCGUCGCUCCUACGAAUGUGCCUCGACAAUUUCAGCUGCCUCACUGGGUAACGGAUCCGAUCCAGACAUAACUUCGGGGAUGUUACGCAUGCAACCGUCCGAUUGUUUCGGGGAGGGCGGCUUGGCUGACAACCAGGCCAACAAGAGGCCAAGGCAAUCUGAGGACUGCGGUGGCACCGCGCUCUUACACCCGCUGGCGCCUCACUCGCAGAGCAUCACAGGAUCUUGUGUCGCCUCUGCGGGUCUCGGGUCCACAAAGGGUGACGGCAGCUAUCUACCGUCGGACCGUGCGGGACGAGUGGCCUGGUCGCUGAUUGCGCAAGGCUGGACUAUUCCCAAGUGUUCCCUCCACCGCCAGUGGCAGCCGAGGGAAAGAACAUUGAUCGCCGGAAGGGCAAAUGAACAUGCGACGAAAGCAGAGGACGUUGCAGAGGAACAAGGCCAACUUGCAGCACAGGCCGUGGUUGCCGAAGAGCAGUCUCAGCAACGUCCGAACAGAUACGUGGAGGACGUCUCAGACGACUGCCUUUCCUACCACAACUAUUACCGGUCGGAAGAUCUCGAUUACCCACUCCUGCCUCUGCAGUUCAGUCAAGAGCUGCUUGAUAUGGUGAUGAACAUCGCCCAAUCACGUGCAGAUGGGAACUGCAGUGAAUGGGGUCACUCGAACCGUGAUCUCCGUCCAGGAGCUGCGGAGAAUCUCUACGGCACCUUCGAGGACCCUCCUCGAUGUGAAAGAGGCGUCUAUCUUUGGUUUGAGGAGUACCGCGAAUUUCAAGGUACAUACCCUGGGACGAACUGGACGGAUUGGUUUCACCUGGUCGUUGGACACUUCACCCAGUUGAUGUGGCACUCAGCGAGGUACAUGGCAUGCGCGCGCACGCGAGGCUGUACAAAUGACAACAACCAGUUGUUUUGCCUCUACAUGCCUGCGGGGAAUAUCGCCGGGCAGGCGCCGUUCAGCCGAGAAACAUGGAAUUCGAUCCUCCGUCGUGAGAAAAAGUACCAGCAGUACACGAAUUCCCUUGAAGGAGGUAUGCCGCUUGGCCUUGCUCUUCACCCUCCACAAAAAGCGGAUUAUGGAAUGGUGAGUGAAGCUCGUGGAGAAGACCGCAAACGCAUGCAUGUCGUCGCUUCUAAAUCGCCUAUGGAUGAAACGAAACUGAUUAAUUUCUCUGGUCGACCCGACGCGCGAGUGAUCGGGACCAACGCCGCGACGGAGGAGCAUCUGAAAUCGCCUUCAGCGACGGAAGAGAUUUUAGAGGAAAAACGUGAAGCACACUCUGCAGAACCAUACAAAAGAGAGGUGUUGAGAACAGAAAUUGGAAAAACGGGCGAAAAGCCUCUAGCGAAGGACGAACUCGGGGACGCAGGUGAAGAACCACCUCGCGAAACGGACACGAAGACCGAUGAACGAAAGGAAGCAACCUCGGAAAGCAAGGAACAACGAGGAGACGACGAAUCAGAAAGAAAUUCCGGGUUCGCUUCUUUACAGUCGCCACCCAUUUACGACUGGAUACUCGGCUGGGGUCUGGAGAAACCUCCCCCUGAGUAUUUGGCAAAAGUAAAGAAACUCCUGCAAAACACAGUCCACCGGGAAAGCUGGCUUCCCGCUGUCUGUUAUACACCGCAAGCAGAGAACUUUGCCGUUUGCCACACGGAAGGAAGAAUUAACGCCCACUAA
Toxoplasma gondii ME49 is the source of this 13488-nucleotide messenger RNA. It is a transcript of the gene AP2X6, whose product is annotated as AP2 domain transcription factor AP2X-6. The coding region runs from base 1 to 13488 and encodes 4495 amino acids. The record is from RefSeq and is a predicted model, not a curated record. Lineage: Eukaryota; Apicomplexa; Conoidasida; Eucoccidiorida; Sarcocystidae. The transcript is spliced from 12 exons.